AUGAAUAGAUUAGCUUGUAUGACUAGGUGUUAUCUCACCACGUAUAGAAAUAGUGUUUAUAGAACGCCAGCCCACAUACUAGUUCCAAAGAACACUUUACCAAAUGUAUUUACUAUUCGCGGUGCCCACGAACAGAAGAAAAUUAGGUCUACUCUUAAUUAUAUGAUAGCGCUGGGUGUUAUGACUGUAGGUUUAAGUUACGCCGCAGUACCGUUAUAUAGGAUAUUUUGUCAGGCCUACAGUUAUGGUGGCACAACAGCUCAAGCCGAGGCCAACGAGACAAUAAGCAAAAUGAAUGCCGUCAAAGAAAGACCCAUUAAGAUAAGAUUUAAUGCGGAUGUAGCUUCAUCCAUGCAGUGGAACUUUAAGCCACAACAAGUUGACAUAACGGUAGUUCCAGGUGAGACGGCUUUAGCAUUCUACACAGCUCGCAAUCCCACAGACAAACCAGUGAUUGGAAUUAGCACAUACAAUGUGAUCCCCUUUGAUGCUGGACAGUAUUUCAAUAAAAUACAGUGCUUCUGCUUCGAGGAACAACAGUUGAAUCCUCAUGAACAGGUGGACAUGCCUGUGUUCUUCUACAUAGAUCCAGAGUUCAUGGAAGAUCCUAAGAUGGAAUUUGUUGAUGAAAUUGUGUUGUCCUACACAUUCUUUGAAGCUAAAGAAGGCUUGAAAUUACCAAUGCCUGCAUAUGCCAAGUAA
This is a messenger RNA of Danaus chrysippus (African queen), 702 nucleotides long. NCBI's taxonomy places the organism in Eukaryota, Metazoa, Arthropoda, Insecta, Lepidoptera, Nymphalidae. The record is from the annotation of a GenBank genome assembly.